CCACGGUCUCUGGCGCACAAACGGAGCUUUACCGAGGUAUGUCAAACCGAGUGGCCUGAAGUAAAGUUCAGCUCUGCUUAUCUGUCAGGACCUGAAGCAGACGCGGGAAAUCGAAGCGUGAAUCCGUCCCUCUGAGUGGGGCUGGGGGGGGGAGUCCUGCAGACUUUGCCGUGUAGCUGUUUGCAGCAGAGGCACUAAGGGAGCAGACGGUCAUUAAUCAGAAUUUUCCAUCAACCCCACUUUUAAAAGUGCAAACAUGCGUCCUACUCGUAGAAAGAAUUUGCAGCCUUCGAUCAGGAUGAAUCUAAGAAGCUUCCGAAACACACCCUUGGUACCGAUGGAAACCUCCUCCUCUUCAGAUGACAGCUGUGACAGUUUCGGUUCUGAUAAUUUUGCAAACACAAAGAAAAGUUUGAAACCUGGCAGUGUCCCAGUGAAGGUGUCUAAAAUUCUUAACACGGACUCAGAUGAGGAGUCUUUCCGUGGAUUUGAAGAGACUGAAUUCAGUGAUGUUAUGGGCGCUAUGAAAGUGGACUCUGAAGAAGAACCCUCAGCACAGUCAAAGAGGCGGAGAGGAUCAAAACCUCUGAAAGUGGCCAUGAAAUUUCCCACAAGGAAUUUACGAAAGAAUGGACCUGCAAAACCCAUCCCUCCACAACGAGAGGAUUCUCUUUCCGACUCCGACUCGGAUGAGGAGAAAGGCCCGAAUUUAAUGGAAAAGAGAGCGAUCAAUAUCAAGGAGAACAAAGCUAUGCUUGCGAAGUUAAUGUCUGAGCUGAAGACGGUGUCGGGCAUUUUCCCCAAGAGGAUGUUGCUGCCUUCAGCAAACUCCCCCAGACGGCUGUCCCGCCGACUGGUCCCCAAGUCCUUCCCCGAGCGCAGGUCUCCACCACACACCCGCUCGCGCUCCCUGGUCGACGGCCCACCCAGCCCCGCUCCGGAGGACGACCUGGAGGAUAAGUACUACCUGGCCCGCAGGAGGAGGGCGGAGGAUGACGAUGAGGAGAGGGCGCCUCGUCGUAGAAGCUACAGUGGGGCCAUGACAAUUCCCCACCAUGUGCGGCCUGUAGAGGAAAUCACAGACAGCGAGCUGAACAACAUCUGUUAUAAUGUCCGUGAAAAAGUGUAUAACAGGGUUUCGGUAAGUGUCGUUUUGAGCCUGUUCUUUAAAUACCGUGAGAAUACACUGGAAGUGAAUGUGAUUCUAAUUUUGAGCGAAUGUCCGUUACAGACCUGGUUUUGCCCUCCUUGCCGAGGAAUCUGUAACUGCAGUUUCUGCCGACAGCGAGAAGGGCGAUGUGCCACUGGAGUGCUCGUCUACUUGGCAAAAUACCACGGCUAUGACAAUGUGCAUGCCUACUUGAAAAGCCUUAAACAAGAACUGGAGGCGAAGGAAAACUGAACAGUGGCAGCUGCAGUCUGGCUCUGGAAAGUGUCUCCCUGGAGUUUUAAUUCUGUUGGGGAUUUGGCAGAUUUCACCUUGGAAGUAAAUGGUCUGGAAAUGCUAAGACCCAUUUACAGCGUAAAACUGCCAUUGCUUUGGAGUACAGGUGCAAUUUGGAUUGUGUGAUUGGCAUCCUUCCUAGUCUCUGUAAAAUGUGAUGCACUAUUUUGGUGCCUAAAAUGUUGAACAGUAAAAGUGUAUAGCUGUAAGAAACAUGAAUGUUUGUAAGGCUGGUGCCAUAUUACCACUCAGUGGUAUUGGUCAGGUGAUGGUACAGACCAUGGAAAAGCAGUAGCCAACAGAUCCCCCUGGUUGCCAAUAUUUGCUAAUGAAAAGAACCAAAAUUAACCCCAAUUAAACCCAAGUCUUAAGUGACUUAAUGUUAUUUCAUGGAAGACCUGUAUCUCCCUAUGUGCUCUGAUGAACAAACCAUCCUAUCUGAUUCUGAAUAUUGAUUGUAAUAAAAUUGCUAUGCAGUGUCCAUUGUUAGAUUACAUUGUUCUAAAUGUAUAAAGUUCUUUUUACUGAUCAGCUGUGAGAUUUCGGCAUGGCAUUUUUUUAGAUUGUAUAAAUCUCUUAUGUGACUUACAACAGAUUACAAGAAAUGACGACCAAACUUUUGUUAGGAUGCGCUUUAAAGUGUCUCUGUUCUUGAUUUAUCAGAUUCUUGGGUAAACCAGAUAUUUCAAAAGGGCUCACUUAUCAUUUUCAAGCCUGUUUCAUACUCUUUACCUGUUAAAAUUGCGCUAAAUGUUGUUUUUUAUUAAAUAAAGCCAAAUUGAAGUUGGCUGGCACAGAGAUGAUUCCAGUGACUAUCCUCCUCACCUUUUCAUUUCUGUCACCUGUGAAAUACAGUUUCCUGUUGCUCAUGGUUUCUGCUAGUUUUGAAAAGUUAAAAUACAAGUAAUAGAAGGCAAAAAAGUGUUGAACUUCAAUAUUUUUAAUCAUUCACGCGACUCAACACCUAGCUUCUUAUAAAUCAGAAUUUAAUUAUUUUCAAGCCUGUUUCAUACUCUGUUAAAAUUGUUGUGCUCUGUUUUCAAAAAUAAAGCAACGCCUUGCUUAAUGUA
This is a messenger RNA of Lepisosteus oculatus (spotted gar), 2514 nucleotides long. NCBI's taxonomy places the organism in Eukaryota, Metazoa, Chordata, Actinopteri, Semionotiformes, Lepisosteidae. The record is from RefSeq and is a predicted model, not a curated record.